Arabidopsis lyrata subsp. lyrata is the source of this 929-nucleotide messenger RNA. Its product is annotated as 60S ribosomal protein L19-2. The record is from RefSeq and is a predicted model, not a curated record. Gene Ontology annotation, biological process: translation. The transcript is spliced from 5 exons. Gene Ontology annotation, molecular function: RNA binding; structural constituent of ribosome. Bases 135 to 770 code for a protein of 211 amino acids. Gene Ontology annotation, cellular component: cytosolic large ribosomal subunit; ribosome. Lineage: Eukaryota; Viridiplantae; Streptophyta; Magnoliopsida; Brassicales; Brassicaceae.
UGGGUCUUGACGAAAUUGGACUGGAACAGAAUAAGACCCAAAAACCCUAAAGAUUUUGGUCCUUUUGUUUUUUUGCCCUAACAAAAAACCCUAACGCAGAGAGGCGGAGAGGAGAAGGAAGACGGUGAGAAGCAAUGGUGUCGCUGAAGCUCCAGAAGCGGCUCGCCGCAUCCGUAAUGAAAUGCGGGAAGGGAAAAGUUUGGCUCGAUCCCAAUGAAUCUGGCGAUAUCUCUAUGGCCAAUUCCCGGCAGAACAUUAGGAAGCUUGUGAAGGAUGGUUUCAUUAUCAGGAAGCCUACCAAGAUCCACUCACGUUCUCGUGCCAGGGCUUUGAACGAGGCCAAGCGAAAGGGUCGUCACUCUGGAUACGGUAAGAGAAAGGGUACAAGAGAGGCAAGGCUACCAACCAAGAUUCUUUGGAUGAGGAGAAUGAGGGUGUUGAGGCGUUUCUUGAGCAAGUACCGUGAGUCAAAGAAGAUUGAUAGGCACAUGUACCAUGACAUGUACAUGAAAGUGAAGGGUAAUGUGUUCAAGAACAAGCGUGUGCUUAUGGAGAGUAUCCACAAGAUGAAGGCUGAGAAGGCCAGAGAGAAGACACUCUCUGACCAGUUUGAGGCUAAGCGUAUUAAGAACAAGGCUAGCAGGGAGAGAAAGUUUGCCAGAAGAGAGGAGAGAUUAGCUCAGGGACCUGGAGGUGGAGAGACAACAACUCCUGCUGCUGCGCCAGUACCUCAACAAGCAGAGGUAACGAAGAAGAAGUCGAAGAAGUGAUUUGGUUUUGAACUUUUUUGCGAUUGAAUCUUGAGUUUACCUGUAGAAGAAGCGUCUUUUAUCCUAAAUGAUUUUGUCGGAGAUUCUUUUCUUGAAAAAAAUUUCUUAUGUUAUGGAUCUCACAUUGCUUAUUAUGAAUUUAUCAGUUUUGUUUCUUUA